This is a messenger RNA of Misgurnus anguillicaudatus (oriental weatherfish), 1951 nucleotides long. It is a transcript of the gene slc38a3b, whose product is annotated as solute carrier family 38 member 3b. NCBI's taxonomy places the organism in Eukaryota, Metazoa, Chordata, Actinopteri, Cypriniformes, Cobitidae. Gene Ontology annotation, molecular function: L-asparagine transmembrane transporter activity; L-glutamine transmembrane transporter activity; L-histidine transmembrane transporter activity. Gene Ontology annotation, cellular component: plasma membrane. Gene Ontology annotation, biological process: amino acid transmembrane transport; L-glutamine transport; histidine transport. The record is from RefSeq and is a predicted model, not a curated record.
CAGUUCAGUUCACUUUAACCCUCAAACCAGUUGUUCGGAACCAGUGUGAGGAAAAACGCAUUGUCUCCAUUGUGCUCAAACAAACCACGCGAGGAGAAAAACCGAAAAAGCAUAAAAGAUCAAAACACGCGGAAAGUUACGAACUUACAGUUUCUCAUUGUGAAGAUCAGAGGAUACAGUAGCGCGUCUCUGCUCGUGCACCGACAUUUGUUACUGGAGGUCUGGUUACAACACACAGAACUGAGAUAUCCAUCAUGGAACCUUCAAGGUCAGAAACGAACAUACUUCCCAAUGGAAUAGAUCAUGAACUGGGAGACGAAAUGUAUGUGCCGAUGAAGACUAUGAUGGAGGACGACCAAAAUGAUACUCAAAACAGCAGAUUCGAUGAUCCUGAUGGUCUGCUUGCUGAGAACGUCGAGUUUCUUCCCAGCAGUGCAAGCAAGAAGCCACGCUUCACAGACUUUGAAGGGAAGACCUCCUUUGGCAUGUCAGUCUUCAAUUUGGGAAAUGCCAUUAUGGGCAGUGGGAUUUUGGGAUUGGCGUACGCCAUGGCCAAUACUGGCAUUCUGCUCUUCUUGUUUCUCCUCACAGCUGUCGCUGGUCUCUCCUGUUACUCCAUUCAUCUUCUGCUGAAGUGCUCCGGUAUUGUGGGUAUCCGCUCAUAUGAACAGUUGGGAUUCAGGGCCUUUGGAAUCACAGGGAAGAUGGCGGCUGGAAUCGCGAUUACACUUCAAAACAUCGGAGCCAUGUCCAGUUACUGUUACAUUGUCAAGUCCGAAUUCCCGCUGGUCCUGCAGGCGUUUCUGAGAGCAGAUCCCAACUCGGGUGAAUGGUAUCUUAAUGGCAACUACCUGGUGGUACUUGUGACUAUGGGUAUUAUUCUGCCAUUGGCUCUAAUGAAACAGCUGGGUUACCUUGGUUAUACCAGCGGCUUCUCCCUCAGCUGUAUGGUUUUCUUUCUCUCUGCUGUAAUCUAUAAGAAGUUUCAGAUUCUGUGCCCUUUUGAAGAGUUCUCCCCCAAUGGCACGCUAGCACACGCGCAUUCAAACGUAUCUGUCAGCCAAGCCCAUAGCUACCACAAUGGACAUGAAGUGGACUCUCACUGUAGCCCACAGAUGUUCACUGUAAACUCACAGACUGCAUAUACCAUCCCUAUACUGGCAUUCGCUUUUGUGUGCCACCCUGAGGUCCUGCCCAUCUACACUGAGCUUCGCAACCCGACUCAGAGGAAAAUGCAGCACGUUUCCAACCUUUCCAUUUUGAUCAUGUACGUCAUGUACUUCCUUGCUGCUCUCUUUGGCUACCUAACAUUUUACACUAAUGUUGAACCCGAACUUCUGCACACCUACAGCAGGAUCGACCCCUACGAUACUCUCAUCCUCUGCGUGCGAUUGGCUGUGCUCACUGCCGUGACCCUGACCGUGCCCAUCGUUCUGUUUCCGGUUCGAAGAGCCAUCCAGGAGAUGCUGUUUGCUAACAAAGCCUUCAACUGGAUCCGACACGUGGCAAUCGCGGUCAUCAUUCUGACUUUUAUUAACAUACUGGUUAUCUUCGCUCCCAACAUCCUGGGCAUCUUUGGGGUCAUCGGUGCAACAUCUGCUCCGUGCCUCAUCUUCAUCUUCCCCGCUGUCUUCUACAUCCGUAUCGUUCCCAAGGAUAAAGAGCCGAUGCGUUCAACCCCUAAAAUCUUUGCCGCCUGUUUCGCUGGACUGGGCGUGUUGUUUAUGAUAAUGAGUUGGAGCUUCAUCAUCAUUGAUUGGACAACAGGAAGCGGCAGUUCUCUGGGUGGCCACUAGGGGACAAAAUCGGUCGAAUGUGUGUUUGUGCCUUUGUACGAGAGUUAGUGCUGUUUUAUACUAGAUGAUGGUUAUUUUUUUAUCCUUAUUUUUCUUUUACGUCUUUUAUGACAAAGAAGGUGCUUUAUACCAACAUAACAAUAUCCAGUUUUACA